Molecule: messenger RNA, 1455 nt
Organism: Dibothriocephalus latus
Lineage: Eukaryota; Metazoa; Platyhelminthes; Cestoda; Diphyllobothriidea; Diphyllobothriidae
Source: the annotation of a GenBank genome assembly
AUGAAUUACCGGCGGUACCAUGUUGAUCGGGUUAAUCCGCGAGACGUUCUUCCAAGUCGUCACACGAUAUUCGUUCGAGGUCUUCCAGGUUCAACUAACGUUGAUGCAGUGAAAGAUUAUUUCUCAAAGGAGACGAAUUCGAAGUGUUCAAUUGCUUUUUCUUCAAUGUCGGAAGAUAGGGUCCGCUUCUCAGUUGCUGUUCGUUUUAAAACAAAUGAGCAGGCACGAGAAAUGCUUGUCAAGCCACGCAAUGAAGAAACCCAUGACAACUAUCACUUACCGGAUCAGAGCGUGAAUCACGAAAAACCUAUGCCCCAAGCGGGUCGCCCUAAUAGGUCCCGUCGUUCUUCAAGCACUUCGAGUUCCCGUUCAUCUUCUUACGACAGUUGUCGUCGCCCGAGGGGUUCUGAAGUUAGAGCUAGCGACAUCUAUAGAAACCAACCCGCCCCAAUAUCCUUCGACAAUCGGUCCUCCCUGUCUCCAACUGAUAUGGACUCAUUGCCCAAGAAAAGUCGCUUUGAAAAGGUUUCAGAUAAUGGCCGCUCUUUGCCGUACACCAAUAUGCCAGCCCAGAAUAGCGAGAGCUCGGGGCUUCUCAGUGGACUAAUCCAACUGAAGCGUAAACCGGCUGGAGGCCUACAUGCCCGGCGCCGACACUCGCGAUCUCAUUCACAGUCGCCAGUUAGUUCGAGUUCAGAUACAAGCUCUCCACGCGUCCCGAAAGAACCGCGUAAAAACAUCUCUCGAGGAAAGUUUUCUCCGUCUCCACCCAACUUCAAUGAAGAAAAACGUUUGGAGAGCAAAAGCCGCGUUCGUCAAACUUCUUCACCGUCCCAUCUUCCCGCGGAUGAACGUGAGGGCCAUGUUUCUGGACAUUCCGCCGAUGGCAAUCGUUGGCGUCCGGUUGAUUAUCCCGAGGACCAUUCCACCGAGCGAAAAUCUAACUUUGGCAGACCAGUUAAUGGAAUUGACUCUGCGGAUGAAAAUUCUGCAGAUGGUCAUCGUGAUCGGUCACAAGAACCAAAAUUACCUUCAUCGGAGAAGCGACCGCGACGUUUGUCUCCGUCGCCGAAGACAACUGUGACCAAUGCUGCUGAUUCUGUCGGCACGAAAAUAGUCGCGGAACCUGAGCGAAACCUUGGUAAUGAGUACAAACGGGACUGUGAAACAUUUGCUACUGUCGUUCGGACGCUUAUAAGCAAGGACAAUGAACUCGAAUCACGCUUAAUACCGUUGCUAAAGGAGAUACUCCAUGAACGUGGUCAGAAAUGUGUAGAGGAGUUGCGAGCAUCAAUAACGGAGGAACAAAAUCUGAAUCAGAGCUCUGAUGCCGUUAAAAAGCACAACGUAACCACCGCUGUAAUAAAGACGAAAGACAUCGUCCACUGCCUGAGUGAUGUUGUGCCUAACUCAGUAAACUUAACCUCUGGCAAGCAGGUGAUGCAAGUAGUAUAG